This is a messenger RNA of Maylandia zebra (zebra mbuna), 3314 nucleotides long. Its product is annotated as tapasin-related protein. The record is from RefSeq and is a predicted model, not a curated record. NCBI's taxonomy places the organism in Eukaryota, Metazoa, Chordata, Actinopteri, Cichliformes, Cichlidae.
GCAAGGGGUAUGACCGUGGAGGGCACCGGGGAAGAAUCAUGAGUUUAAUAUUCACGAUAUUUAUUUACUGGUCUCUAAGUGCAGGUGUGUGGAGUGUCCAUCAGAUCCUGUGGCUGCCCUGCUACUUCAUUGAUGAGCGUGUGUUUUUGAAUAAGGACAACCACACAGAGACUCAGCUCAUCCACAGAGAGGCUAUACUUCAGUUUGGUCAGAAAGGAGAUGCUCCUGUUAACCCAAACGCCAUCACUUUCCUGAUCACCAGAUCAAAGUUGGAUCUGCUGCAGUAUGUGGAGGGGGUGGAGGCAGAGCAGCUGAAGUGUGAGCUGCACAGAUACAGCACAGAGGGCGGUUACGUCCGCUGGCCUGUCCUCGGUGCCCAUGAGUACAACCACUGGUUUACCUGCAUCCUCAGACACAGCAGGGGCCUCUUCACCAUCACCAGCUUCCUCAGGCGCCCCUUCGACCAGCCUCCCCCAGGACGACCAGACUACCACAAAUGGCCCCCCAUCCCUAACAGAGAGGUACUCACCACCACAGUCGCCAUGGUCAUCAAAACACAGACUCCCUCAGUUAAAGCACGCCUGAAGUUCCAGCAAAAGCUCCACUGCCAGUUUGAUGUCGACCACAAAGGUGCAAAGGUCACUGUGGAGUGGCACAAGCAGCACCACGGUGAGAGGACCAAGCUCUUCAGUUACAACAGGCGCACAGGACAGACCCAAGGAAGUGGUGUUGGACUACGUGCCUUUGCAGCCGGAGAUGCCUCCUACACCCUCGCCUCCACCAUGAUAAGCAGUGAAGGGACCUACAUUUGUUCAGUGUCCGUGAAUCCACUAUUCGGCAGGGUGGAUAUAAAUCUGCAGAUUGAAGAGCCUCCCCAUGUCUCCCUCAAUGUGGGACCCAGUCUCUCACUAGUGGAGGGUAACAAGAGGAAGAUUGUGUGUGGGGCAAACAGCUACUACCCUCGGGAUGUGGAGAUAAUUUGGUACGAGCAGGAUCCAGUCAUGUUGGACGCUCCACAUCCCAGGUCACUGGAGAAUGUCUUCCUUUCCUACCACAAAGAAAAUCGGGACAUGACCUUCUCGUUGUCGGGCUUCUUCUACCUCCAGGCUUCGCUCAGGGACUCUGGGAAAAGGUUCACAUGCAGCGUUUCCCAUCAGUCCCUGAAAGUGCCCAUCACAAAGAGCUUCACCCUGAUUGUGGAAGAGCCAACAAACUGGAUGUUGUACCUCGCUGUGGGCUCUGUUAUGAUCCUGCUGUUGUAUGUGAAGCGGCGCUACCUGCACUCAGCAUGGAGAACGUUAGCGGGUAAGGCGAUAUAAAAACAAACAAACUGGAGGACUGGGAUCAGAGCGAGAGGAUGUGGCCCCAUUCUCAACACACAAGGCUGGCUGGCAAACUGUCCUUUCUGGGGUCCCCAUAGAAACACCAGUGAAAGGUAGAUUUGUGUCGAUGUGUAAACUCCUGCAUGUAUGAAUGUAAAACAGUGCAAUAACAUUAAAACUACUGAAGAUUACGGGUUAGCAGCUGCUGAGCCAGUGGAUUCAGGAGCCAGGACUGAUUCUUCUGAUGCACGAGACACUUUUUGGACUAAACACUGGGGAGACAAGGUUCUAUAUAGAGCUGAAUAAAAACAGAAUAUUGGAAACUGAAUGUCAGUUUACUAAAUGAAGAUUACUGUAAAAUUAAUAAAUAUAAUAAGGAUGCUGAAAAGAAUGAAUCCAUAAAUAAAAUAUGCACUACCUUUACUAUAAGCUUUUAUUUAAACACUCAGGUGAAAAAUAAACCAAGUAAGAUGAUGUUUGGAGAGCGCGGGCAAUUCUAGGUUUAAACCUUUUUUUUGGGGGGGGGGUUCAGCUCCCAGUCAUGCAUGCAGUGCCUUUAUUUAUUAGUAAUGGAACAUGCUGUUUGCAAAUGUCAUCAACCUUUUUCACACUUGCAAACCUUAACUCAUUUUGAUUAACAUCACAAUGUCACCUUCAAAAGGAAAUGAGUUCCUCUAAGAAUAAUUCAGAGUGAAUUGUGAGAGAUUUCAAUCUAAUCCACCCAUUUUAGCAUGGAUCCAAACUGAGGCAAAGGCUCAGUCAUUAAAGAGGCACUAUUUCAGUUUCUUAAUCACAUAGAGCCAGCUCACUGAGUCACCAAGCACUUAAAGUAGCAUUACAUAGUAUAAACAAUGGAAAAUCCCUGCAUAGACCUUGUACAUGAAGCAAACUUGUAAUAGAGUUGUUUUAUAUGUUUUUGAAUUCAUACAAAUGCUCCCUUUAUUAUGCAGACUCAGCAUAAAGCAUCAUGUACCCCAAUUUCACGAGUGGAGAACAGAUUUGUAGUCUGUUCCCUCUGACUCUGUGUGUCUCUCUCCAUAUUCCUGGAAUUGUAUUUUUUGGAAAAUGAUAAAAAUAUAAUCUUAUAAUUACUAUAACAGCAGGUUGGUGUUCCAAAUAAUCAACAACAGUACAACCCACUACUUAGAUACGUGAAAUCAUCAUUAAUAAAUGUGGGUAAAAAAUGAAGCUACAGCUUUAUAAUUUUUGGUGAAUGUGACUACAUGUCCACUCUUACCUGUUUCUUUUUGCUCUCUCUCUUUGCUGUCUUCACCCUACUCCCUCUCUAUCCUCCUCUCUCUCAGUCUUUGUGCCAUCACCCAAAUGUUAAAUGUUGCAGUGAAUAAAAGAUAAACUGAUCCAUAUCAGUUUAUAGCAAUAUUCAAACUGAAUACAGGUUGCUGCUGACAUACAUAGAUAACAACAUUCUGACUUGCUGCCACCUGGAUCUGGAGCUGUACAGUAAACAAACACUGAAGCCCAAUUUGACCAGAAUAGGAAUAGAAAUUUGUAACAAACUAUUAAUAGUAAAGUUCAUCAGCUCCUUGGCUGGCAACUCGCAAUAUCCCAGCACACUAGUGGAUUAAAGGUUAAAAUUAGCUACAUCAGCUAAUGCUUUUGACCCUAUAUAGCAUGCUUGAGCACACCCAAAAAGAGUCUAAACUUGCCUAUCAUGAUGUUAUGAUGGUAUGUCCAAGAGCAGCCUGUAUUCAGAGUUCAUGAUCCCUUUAUAUUAAAAAUCACAAGAAAAAAUUAAGCUGAGCAGAUGAGAAGAAUUCCUCAUAUUUUAUCAGUUUUAGAAAAGACAACAAAAUUCAGUCACAGGUUUAUUGGUAACUGCAAAGAUUUGAAAGAAGAGUCGAAAGAGAAGCACUCUCACUAAUGGAGGGUAACAAGAGGAAGCACUCACGUUUUUUACUCCAGAGUGUUCCCACAUAGCAGACAGGUCUGGCCCGGAUCUGGUGUCUAGCUGCCACUGCUGGCUGACUUCUG